Messenger RNA from Leptidea sinapis, 2284 nucleotides. RefSeq names its product protein SDA1 homolog (gene Mys45A). Gene Ontology annotation, cellular component: nucleolus. Bases 163 to 2238 code for a protein of 691 amino acids. NCBI's taxonomy places the organism in Eukaryota, Metazoa, Arthropoda, Insecta, Lepidoptera, Pieridae. The transcript has a single exon. The record is from RefSeq and is a predicted model, not a curated record. Gene Ontology annotation, biological process: ribosomal large subunit export from nucleus; ribosomal large subunit biogenesis.
UGGCUGUCAUGUGCCAUCGUGAAUUCAAAAUUGUGAUAAAUUAUAAAAAUAUACCCACGUGUGAAUGUACAUGGUAUUUUAUUUUCAUUUAUAUUUUGUUUGAGUAAUACGGGAGUAUGUGCAUAUUUUGACUAACAUUGAAGGGGUAUUAAAAUUUCUAAAAUGGUGCGUCAUAAUAAUCAAUUACCUAAUAAUUUGACUCAAUUACAAAAUUUGGUUAAAAGAGAUCCCGAUUCAUAUAAAGAUGAGUUUCGGCAACAGCUUGCUCAUUUUGAAACGACUUUAGAGAUAUUCAAUCUAAAUCCAAGUCAGUACAAUAAAAAAUUAGAUGAACAAUCAAUGUUUCUUGCACAGGUUACUCAAUGCUAUCAAAAUGAUAUGAAAACAUUUCCUCAGAAAAUAGUGGACGUAUUGAAAACACAUAACACUGUUUUACACAAUGACAUGAGGCUAGCCCUUUGCAAGUGUUUGAUUUUACUAAGAAAUAAAAAUUUUGUGAGUGCUUUUGAUUUGCUUGAAUUAUUUUUUUCACUUAUUAAAUGUCAAGAUAAGAAUUUAAGAGAGUAUUUGAAAACUCAUAUAAUAACAGAUAUUAAGAACAUGAAUAUGAAGAACAAAGAUAUGAAAUUGAAUUCCACUUUACAGAAUUUUAUAUUCACUAUGUUGCGUGACACUAACGUCAAGACUGCUAAAAUGGCAGUUGAUAUUUUGAUAGACCUGUACCAUAAAAACAUUUGGAAUGAUCCAAAAACGGUAAACAUCAUUGCUGACAUUGGUUGCUUUUCUAAGGUUAUGAAAGUUAUGGUGGCAUCAUUGAAAUUCUUCCUAAGUAGGGAUGAAGAAGAAAAACCAGAGAGUGAUAGUGAAGAUGAGAUAGAUCCAAAAGAUACAAUGAUUUCAAAUAAAUUUAAUAAAAAAACAAGGAAAAGAGAAAAAAUGGUUGAUAAAGUAAAAAAAAUCGCAAAGAAAAUGAAAAAGAAAAAAGCCAAGGCUCCUAUUUUUAAUUUUUCUGCUCUACAUCUAAUAAAUAACCCGCAAGGGUUUGCAGAAAAAUUAUUUAAGCAAGUUGAGUCAUCCAAUGAUCGAUUUGAAGUAAAGCUGAUGACACUUGAUGUUAUCUCAAGGCUUAUUGGAUUACAUAACUUAUUCCUUUUUAAUUAUUAUCCUUUCAUAUCAAGGCUUUUGAUGCCACAUCAAAGAGAAGUAACAAGGAUUUUACAAUUUUCUGCACAGGCAGCACAUGAAUUGGUGCCUCCAGAAGUAAUGGAACCAGUGAUGAAGGCAAUUGCUAACAACUUUAUAACAGAAAGGAACUCGACAGAUGUAAUGGCUGUCGGGUUAAAUGCAGUAAGAGAAAUAUGUGCACGCUGCCCCCUUGCAAUAAAUGAAGAUCUCCUUAGAGACUUAGUGCAGUAUAAAUCUUAUAAAGAAAAAUCGGUUAUGAUGGCUGCCAGAUCACUCAUACAGCUGUACAGACAAUCAAUGCCGACUCUGUUGCACAAGAAAGAUAGAGGUAGACCUUCAGAAGCAUCUCUAGAACUAAAGACUAAAGAGUAUGGUGAAAUAGAUGUAAAAGACUAUAUACCUGGCUCAGAAGUUUUGCUAGAUAAGACAAAGGUAAGUGAAAAGCUAGAUAAAAAUCAAAAGAGUGUUGAGUCAGAUGAUGAAUGGAUUGAUGUAGCUUCAUCUGAUUCUGAGUUGAGUAUUACAACAGACAGCGAAGACAGUGAUGAUGAUCAUGUGAAGGAAGAUGUAAAUGAGAAAAGAAAAAAACCAGCAAAGCAGAAACUAACACCAGAAGAGAUUGAGGAGAAAAUAAAAACUGCCCGUGAAGUGGCAAUGGGUAAGAUAUUUUCAGACGAAGAUUUCAAAAGGAUUGAAACUGCCCAAAUAAAAAAGAAUCUAUCAGGUGUAAAGCGUAAGAAAGCUGUAGUUGACGAAGAAGAAGAAUCUUCGGAAUUAGUAAAGCUAGCGGAUAUUGAAAAUAUUCAUAAAAAAAGGAAGCAUGAUAAAAAUGCAAGACUUGAAUCAGUGUUAAAAGGUAGAGAAGAACGAGAUAAAUAUGGCUACAAAGACAGAAGGAAGAAUGUUAAUUGUUCUAAGACCAAUAGAGAGAAAAGAAAAACAAAAUCUUACCAAAUGGUGAAACAUAAAGCUAGAGGUAAAGUUAAGAGAUCAUUUAAAGAUAAGCAAAUUGCAUUUCGGAACUAUUUAAUUAAACAAAAAAAAAUGAAUUAAUAUUUAUUUAUUGUCUACAUAAAAAUAAACUAUAUUUAACCUUGAA